AUGUUUGACACUUUUAAGGAAGUUGUCACUAAAAUAAAUCAACACCUUUCUUCAUUAAAUGAUGAGCCUGGAGAAAAGGCUAGAUCGGAUAAGCGAAUGAGUUGUUUUACCAAUUCUUCGAAUCCUUCUGUUGAUACAACUAUUUCAUCAAUUAACUCAAAUAUUAUUAUGAUUACCCCAACAAAAAGUGAUAAUAACGAUAAAAAAAAUAAUUCUAAUGGAUGUGGUAGCACUCCAUCAUCUUUUACAAAUCCUGGAAAUAUAACAUGUGGAAAUUCAUCAACUAAAGCAAAUGGUAAUAAUUCUUCAUCUGGUAAUGUUGAGUCAGUUAUAAGUCAUCUUGCUGCAUCUAUUAAUUCUGGUUCUCAAGUCCAAUAUUGUGGUCCAUAUAAGUUAGAAAAGACACUUGGAAAAGGACAAACUGGUUUGGUAAAAACGGGAAUUCACUGUAUAACUGGACGUAAAGUUGCUGUCAAAAUUGUUAAUAAAGAACGUUUAAGUGAAAGUGUUCUUCAAAAAGUUGAAAGAGAAAUUGCAAUAAUGAAAUUAAUUGAACAUCCACAUGUUCUUCAUUUAUAUGAUGUUUAUGAAAACAAAAAAUAUCUUUAUCUUUUAUUGGAACAUGUAUCAGGUGGUGAACUUUUUGAUUAUCUUGUUAAAAAAGGACGUUUAAUGGCUAAAGAAGCAAGAAAAUUUUUCCGUCAAAUUAUUUCAGCUCUUGAUUUUUGCCAUGCAUAUAAUAUUUGCCAUAGAGAUUUAAAACCAGAAAAUUUAUUACUUGAUGAAAAAAACAAUAUAAAAGUUGCCGAUUUUGGAAUGGCAUCAUUACAAGUUGAAGGAUCUAUGUUAGAAACAAGUUGUGGUUCACCACAUUAUGCAUGUCCUGAAGUUAUUCGUGGUGAUAAAUAUGAUGGAAGGCGUGCUGAUGUAUGGAGUUGUGGUGUUAUACUUUAUGCAUUAUUAGUUGGUGCUUUACCAUUUGAUGAUGAUAAUUUAAGAAAUUUAUUAGAAAAAGUUAAAAAAGGUGUUUUUCAUAUUCCACAUUUUGUUCCAACAGAUUGUCAAAAUUUGUUACGUAGUAUGAUUGAAGUUGAUCCUAAUAAACGUAUUUCAUUAGCAAAUGUCUUUAGACAUCCAUGGGUUGCUGGUACAUCAAAAAGUGAACCAGAAUUAGAAUUACCAAUGUCACAAGUUGUACAAACACAUAUAAUACCAAGUGAAGAAAAUAUUGAUCCUGAUGUUUUUAGACAUAUGAAUAGUCUUGGAUGUUUUAAAAAUAAAGAAAAUCUUAUUAAUUCAUUAUUAUCAUCAAAACAUAAUACUGAAAAAAUGGUAUAUUUUUUGUUACUUGAUAGAAAAAGACGUCGCCCAGCUCAGGAAGAUGAUACAGAAGUUAUAAUAAGAGGUAAUAUAUCAUCACAUGAUCCACCAAAAAAAAGAACAGAUACUUCAAGACCAUCAAGAUAUCCAUAUGGUUCAAUUAGUGAAGGUUCACCUAUUAAUCCAAGAAAAACAUUUGGUAGAUAUACAAGACAAAGACAUUCAUCACUUGGUGGUAGUCCUACAAAUUCACCCAAUACAAUUGUUCGUGAUAUUUUUAGUAGUACAAGUCAUAAUACUGGAGCAAAUAUUAUUAAACAAGAAACAACUAAUAAUCGUCAUAUACCAACAUUUACAAAUUGUGAUAUUAAACCACGUAAUGGUAAUAGAUCAUCACCAGGUUAUCAUUAUCAUACUCAACCAAUUGAUCCUAUUACUGUUGCAACAGCAUCAAGACAAUCUAGAAAUUCAGGAGGUAGUAAUAUAAGUAUUACAUCUACAAGUAGUACAAAAGUAACAACAUCCUCCCCUCAUAAUCCUUCAAAUUCAUCAUCAUCCACAUCAACUAAUUCUUCAAAUAUGAUAACAUCAAUGAUAAAUGUACCACAGGGAAGUGGUACAACAUCUGUCAAUUCAUCAACAACAAGCCUUUCUACAGCUACAUCUAAUGUAUCAAAUACAUCAUCAUCCUCUGGUCCAUGGAGAUCUAAAUUAAAUAAUAUUAAAAAUUCAUUCCUUGGUACACCAAGAUUUCAUAGAAGAAAAAUGAGUAGUGGUUCUAAUGUAUGUGAAUCUGAUUCAGAAGAUACACAAAUAUUAGAUACAGCAGAUCUUGUUAAAAAAAGUUGGUUUGGUUCAUUAACAUCAAAUAUGAGUCAAGAUCGUGAUGAUGUUCAAUGUGUUCCAGUUGAUGGAAGAUCAUUAAAUGGUAUUAAAGCUGAACUAAUUCGAACAUUUCUUACAAUUCAUGAAUUAAGUCAUUCUGUUAUAGGACAAAAUUCAUUUAAAGUAGAAUAUAAACGUGGUCCAACUGUUGGUGGUGGAGUAUUCUCUAGAGGAAUAAAAAUGCAAGUUGAUAUUUUACUUAGUCCACAUGCUAAUAAUCCUUCAACACCAACAUAUGUUGUACAAUUUACAUUAUUAGCAGGACCAUUAAGACGUUUCAAAAGACUGGUAGAUCAUUUAUCAGUGGUAUUACAAAAUAAUCCACAACAAAGAGGAGAAAUGUCACAACAAGCUUCAAUAAUGGUUAAACCAAGGCGUCUAUCUGAUUCUAGUGUUGGUAGUAAUUGUUCUGAAACAAUGGAUCCUAAUAUGAUAGGUAUGAUAGUGCCUAAUCGUAAAUCGCAAAUGACUGAAAAAAUAGAAAAAGAAAAACAACAGGAGAUGGAAAAAAAAAAGUUAAAAAGUAAUACUCAAAUAGGAUCAUUUCGUUUAACUUAUUCAUCUUCCAAAAAAUAA
Strongyloides ratti is the source of this 2781-nucleotide messenger RNA. Its product is annotated as Serine/threonine-protein kinase BRSK2. Bases 1 to 2781 code for a protein of 926 amino acids. The transcript is spliced from 4 exons. Gene Ontology annotation, molecular function: tau-protein kinase activity; ATP binding; protein serine/threonine kinase activity. Gene Ontology annotation, cellular component: cytoplasm. Gene Ontology annotation, biological process: intracellular signal transduction; protein phosphorylation; microtubule cytoskeleton organization. The record is from RefSeq and is a predicted model, not a curated record. NCBI's taxonomy places the organism in Eukaryota, Metazoa, Nematoda, Chromadorea, Rhabditida, Strongyloididae.